Bactrocera dorsalis (oriental fruit fly) is the source of this 17438-nucleotide messenger RNA. RefSeq lists its product as uncharacterized. The transcript has 10 exons. The record is from RefSeq and is a predicted model, not a curated record. Bases 3565 to 9174 code for a protein of 1869 amino acids. Lineage: Eukaryota; Metazoa; Arthropoda; Insecta; Diptera; Tephritidae.
AGCUUGCACUCUGAUAGAUAACCACUUAGCAUAUUUUAUCUUCGCGCUUACGACUUCUUUCAUUUGGCGUUUGCAAAGUUCUUCGGUUUGAUAACAGCCCUUUGUGUGCGCUCCAGCGUUCAAUCAGCCGUCAGUGGGCUACGCGCCGUGUUGAAGGAAACACGCAUACGCGCGGUCGUCUGCAUUGCCGUCAUCAGCCACUAUCGAGUGAUAAACGAACUGCAUACAUACUGGCCGAGUAUGUUUUAAUCAACGUUGCCGCGAAUUAAGCGUACAUUGUGUUUUCCUAGCUACUUGUCUUGUGUGUGUGCUUUCACGGUGUUUAUUUAUUUGGCCCGAUUGUGCUUACAGUGCGUUUAGAUAAAUUUGUGUAUGUGUAUUUGUGUGCGCCAUUAUUAUAUGGACGAUUUAUAUUCGAAAUAUAGAACCAAGUGGAAAAAAUUAAAUUCAAAUAGCAGCUACAUGUUGGCGAAAAAUUGAGUACAAACAAUAGCUUUUUUGUAAAGUGAGCAGAAGCAAACAAAAAUAGGCAAAAUAAAAGCACUUGCGUUGCGGAAGCGUAAGAGCACAAUUUUAAUUUUGCUCGCUUGUUGAGUUCUAGCGUGUGGCCGAUAGUCGCUCUGGGAACGUUCUUUGCUACGGUUCUAGUGUUAUUUUCGGUGAAGCGUGCUUGUUUUAAAGAAAACGCGCUGCCACAACAACUACAACUGCUGCCUGUAGUCGUAGUAUUGGAGAAUCGAAGCGGAAAAUCGGCGAAAAGCUGUAACGAGCGCCAAACAGAACGCAAGCGUAAAAAUAAAAUUAAAUAAAACAGCAAGAAACGCGCGUUUAACGGCAAUGUGCUAAUUUUAUGUAAUAAUUAUACGAAAAUAAAUAUAUAACAGCUAAACGCGUGCCCAAACCGAAAAGCAUAAACUAAAAAAUUAACAUAUAAAUUGAAAAUUUCUACCUAAAUGCAUUGAAAAAAAUAAUAAUUAUUAAUUAUUAAAUCAUAAAUAAAUUUAAAAAUAAUGUCAUUAACAAAUAAUUUAAAUAUUUAAUGAAAUUUGAAAAAAUUGUGAAUUUCAAUUAUUCAACUGCGAAAAUCUACGACCAAAACGAAUACGACCCACAACGACUAAAUAUAUGUAUGUACAUAUGUACAUAUGAUACGACGACGACAUCAUCGCUAUCAACACACAACGUUUUUAGGCCAAGUAACAACAAUAACAAACACCGUUCUACGAGUCACAACGAGCGCGCUAGCGAGCAGUUGUUUAAAACGAUCAGACUUCAACUUGCAAAACUCGCAAUCAGCUGAAAUUUUGACUCACACACACACAUACCUACACAAACAGACGCGUGCAUACCCGCCCAUAUUUCCAGUCAUACAUACAUACAGAUACAAGAACGACAAAAAUACGCUCAGUUGAUGGACUAUAACAACGACAACGUAACGAUGAUGUACGAAUAAAAAAUAAUAAACACCUUAGACAAGUGUGGAAUAAUUCCGAUGAGAAUUCAGUUCCAUAACACUCAAAUAAAAAGCAAAAUGGAUUACUAAAUGCAGUUGAAAUCAAUCAACAGCAGCAACAGCAGCAGAAGCAGGAGAAGUAGCAGCAGCAAUCAACACAAUUGCAUUGCGCAAUAGUCACGCCCACACCACCGAACGACGACCACAACGACGAUAACCAGCACCCCCCUGCAAAUCCCCCAACCUCCGGCCAACGCGUAAAGAUCAACUGGAAUUAAGGAAGCAACUUGUAUGCGCAUCUUAAAACCCACAAAAUAACAAAGGAUCCGCAGCAGCAGCCUUAUCCACACGGAAAAAUACACGCAUCCCCCACAAACACACCACAACAACAAUAAAAAAGAAAAUAUAAUACAUUAGACUAAAAGCAGUCAGCGAGAACAAAUUAAUUUAAAAACAUAAAUAUUAAUAUCUUGCGUUUAAAUAAUUUAACAACACAAAAAAGCAGUUAAUUCAAAGCAUAUUCCGUUUAAUUCAGCAAACAAAGCGUUAAACACCUGUGCAACGCGGUAAACUGCAUAAAAUUGCAACACAACACAGUGUGCAACAGUGAAAUUUAGCAAAUUCAAUCAUAAUAUAACAACAACAACUCGCGUUUGCUACUUGCUGGGCAGCCAAGCGACAACCCACAAUUAUUUGUCGCCACCAAAUGCCAGCAAUUGGAGAAUAUAACCUAUAAACGGCAACACGGCCAAACCGCAAACAACAUAGAGGAGCGUGCGCUGGCACAACACAACAACAACAACAGCAACUUAUAAUGAUUUUGAUAUAAUUUGUGAAAGGUGUCACACCAAAAACAAAUCAAAACAAAAAUAUUUCAAGUUUUCUGUUUAUCCCUUCUCGUCAUAAGCGUUUUAAUAGCUUUUACUGUCAAUUAUUUAGUCUACAUUCACGGAAGCACUAUUCGGCGGAGAAAAUAUAUUGACGACAACUGAACGCGCACCCAUUUUGUUUGGAUUUAUAAUUUAAAUAAAUAUUUAACUAAUUACACAAAUAAUAAAAAUAAAAUAAAAAAUAAAAAUCAUAUAAAAAUUAAAAUUAAUUAAAUCAAUAAUAAAACUAAAUAAAUAAUAAUAAAUGCGCGUAAUUUUCAACAACUUGCACAAUAACACCACAACAACAAUAUAUAAACAGCAAAUUCAAAACCAAAGAAUUUCAAACAAAAUCUCCAGUAGCAAAGUAGAUUGUUUACUAACAAUUUUAAAUAAAAACAACAACAGCAACAAAGCAUAAUUGUGUUGUUGUACCACCAUUGUAGUUUCGUAGACACAUACAUACAUGCAUACUUUAGCCAUGAUGUAUCAAGUAGAGAAAUUUGCUUAAAUAUGUUUGCAACAUUUUCCGGCCCCGUGGCAGUGUGUCAACAACAAAUGCAACAGCAAAAACCACAACAACAAACGCAAACCUUUGUUAACAUGUUGUACGCAGCGUUGUGCAUUGUUAUCCACGCAUCGGAGGUUGCACCGAAAAAUGUUUAAAUUCCAUGCGAUAAAUUGUGUUCAUUACAACAACCACAAAAACAACAAUUAUCGACUAUUUCAGCACAUCAUUGAGGUAACAACGACGACGACGAGGACGACUGGAGCAGGGAGGCAACGUGUAGCCAUCAACAAUAGCAACAACAACAACUAGUGUAGUUAGCAACAGCGGCAGCAACACCAUUAAAAACAACAACAACAGCAGCAGCGCGAGACAACGGUGAUUAUUGCUCAAAUGCAAAUUGCAGUUGUCGCCUGGUGGUCGCCAGCAAUUGUCGCAUUCGCAGUUGUUGUUAUCAUCGCCGCCGUUGCCGCCGCCGUCGCAACAGCAGUCACGCUACAUAGUAAAGCUUAAACUUCCCUCAGCGAUUGAGAACGUCUUACGCUAAAAGUAUUGUGCUAAUUUCUACGUAAUCGUAACUCAGUCACUAGCAAUACUAGUUAAUUAACUGUUAAUUGCAUCCUUUGUGGCACCAACAACACCCUCGACGAUUGAACGUUUCAUCACUGAUUCUUGUGUGUUUCGUGGCUAAUUCGUGCAAUCCCACUUGAAUCCUUAAGUGAAAAGCUAUAGGUAUGAAAUAUCCUCAACUUGUGUCGACGCGUGCGGUGAACGCCAUAUCCGAUUGGCUAGUAGCCCGUUUGGAGCAGUUAGGCGUUGAGGCCCCACAUAUUUAUACACGACUACUUCUGUCACUUUUACAAUCGACUGUACAACUAAAUGAUCCAAUUGAAUUCAGCAAUUUAGAAUCAUUUCUUGCGAGCCGUAAAGGAAGCGGUAGGCGUUACCGAGAGUGCGAUAUUGACGAACUUAAGAAAUAUAAUGCUGUGCAGUGUAUAAAGAACAUCGUUUCGUCAGACCAGGAGAUCGCAUCUAUUGAGAACCUCGUUGAAGAGCUCUUUGAAAGACUUAAAGACAUUGAGAAGCAAUCCAGCGAUAGUGAAGACGAUGAUAGGGGUCCAGUAGCAACGCUUUCUAUCACCCACCGUUACAAUAGAUCGCAGCAAAGAAGAGAAGUGCCAACCAAUAGUAAAAGUUGCAGAGCGAGUUGCGCAGCCGAGAGUAGUAGGUACGCAGAAACAGCUGGAACAUCAGCUAGUGCCAAAAGAUUGCAAGAACGUGAACGAGAAUAUUGGCGCGCUUUUCCCGCGCUCUCGAAAGAAAUGGGUGAUAUAGCUCCCCGCUGGCGCCACUCUUCCAAGUGGAUGUUAUGGCCUUCGGACAAACCCAAAGACGACGCUAAGAAAAACGCUUCUACUAGUAGCGCCAGCUCGACAAUGUCUAGUAAUUCCGAUGCGGAAGAUGGCAACCAAGCAGCCGCAAGACACGCUAAUGAGCAGAGAAAUAUUAAAGAGGAAGAAGAAGAUGCAAUGAUGGAAGAUACCGUGGAGAAUACGGAAGGUGGAGCUAAUGUGUCUGGAGUAGAGUUGUGCGACGACAUAGUGGAUGAGAAUGAUGAAAUCGAUGAUGACGAAGCUAGUUGCAGCGCUAACGCAGCUGGUUAUGGCAGCGGUGCUAUAAAACGAAAUUCCAAACGUCGCCGCAGUCGUGGUAAGUCUUUAUCACGCAAGAACCCAGCUGGCGGAAACAACUCUGACUCCAAUAAUGCUGGCAAUAAUCGAUCACAAGCAAGUGGCGGUAAAAACAAGCGCAAUCUAUCACCCAGCUGUUGGGAUACCGAUUUCGAGGGAUGUUGGGAGAUGGGUCGCGAUUUAAUCAAAGAAUUCAUAGCGAGCCAAAAUCGUAAUGCACGCAACCGCAGCACUUCGGAGAGUGCCGUUUCGUACAAUAAGCAGAGUGCGACCGACAUAGCACCCACUAACGAUGGCGCUGUUGAUGAUUGUGAAGCAGCUACAAACGCCAAGCAACAGCAAACAACUGAAGCGCGUUUGGUUGAAAACAAAGAUACUGCUGAGGAUGAAAAAAUAAACGCCAACAAAGCCGUUACACCCACAUUACCACCAGUCGAUAUGUCGUUCUGCGAUUAUGAUGAUUUCGACGAUACACUCGCCUCUGUGUCCGAGCUGACCAAUGAUGGGCCCUUGUCAAUGCUAGCAACUAGUGAGGGUGCUUGUGCCGUGCCACCAUCUACCAACGCUAAGCGUCUUUAUGAGCGCGAAUUGUUACCAAGAGAUACGAAAUCCGAUGUACAAUCGGAUUUUGCACAAUUCGAAGCAAAAUUCAAUAGUAGCGUCGAAGCUUUAUGGAAAGAUGCUGACCGCAGUGAGGAGAAGGGAUUCAGUCCAUUUGGUGAUGGUAAUAAAUUAAAUAUUUUCAACUUUGGCAGUGGCAACAGCAAACACUUUUCCGGACCCACCUCGUUACCGACCGAUGCGCCAUUUUCAAGAAAUUUAAAAAACUUUUGGUCUAACUAUUACAAUCACCAUUUUGACUUAAGUAAAAUGCUGCCGACAAGCGUAAUUGGCGAAAAGGCCAAAGAACUCGAUGUAUUGAUGCAAAAUAAAGCAAACGAUAAGGGUGAAGCUGCUUUCAGGUCAAAUGGUGCUGGUUUUAGUGAGGCUAACAAUUUCUCCAAUACCCAACAAGGAGGUGCCAACACAGCUGGUGGUCCUACAAGUGACUACUACUCAAUGCCGAGCAAUUUGGAGGAUAUUGAAAAAGCUAAAUCGCAACGUUCCGGCCUACGUCACAAUAGUGGCUGCAGUGACAGUGGCAAUAGCUUAAGUGCGCACAGAACUGGUGGCACAAUUGGCGAAGAGCGCAAAACACCAGUGGCUCUCUUUCUACAAAACUCGAUUUGGUCAGAGAACGCUAAUUUCGGCGGCGGUGAUUCAGAUGAAACUUUCUACUUCAAAGUCCAUAAUUCGGGCAAUCAGCUGAACGCAUAUGAUGACAACAAUCGCGAAGAAACAUUGCAAUGCGAUGCCACAACCAGUGGCGUAAAUAUAAACAAUGGCAGUGGCUUUGCCUUCACCGCGCCCUACUCGGCUUCUAAGUGGUCGGAAGGUAUUAAUGCUGGACCGCCACAAGGUAAUGUGCCAACACCGCUAUUACAGCACAAACAACAGUGCGGAAAUCAAAAUAACAGUUAUCAUCUUGCGUUGAACUCAACCGAUUGCACAGAUUCAUCUUCGUCGAGCGCAUGUACACCAGGUGCCUCAAAUUGGCAUCAUCUGCCCAAAAGUGAUGCUAAAAAUGAUUGGUCCGCCGAGCAAAUGCGCGACACAAACGCGGCACAUGACACUGGCAGCACGGUAACACCGAAAAUUACGCUCGCCAAUCACUCGACAACAGGCAGUGGCUUCGUUGCAUAUUCACGCAUUAAAGCCGUCUUAAAGUUGCAAUUGUCAAGCGAUGGCAAUGCCAUGAACGAUGCUGCAGCUAAGCAGCAGCAGCGAAAUUACCCACCACGUACGAAUAGCAAGGAACAACAACAACGUUAUGCACUCGAUAUGAUGGAUGAUGGCGAAAAUCUACUGACUUCCGAACGCACACAUUUCCAUCCCAUUAAAUCGUAUAUGGAUGGGCACACAUUCGAUAUUUGCAGUGAAUUGGAUGUUAUCGAGUACGAGCGUUCCGCCAGCGGUUAUCUGUACUAUGAAGAAGAGAAAUAUCUCGAGUACACGCGUACCGAUAAUUUUAUGGUGGAAGAUGAUGGUGGCAUUGGUGCCUCAGCCAACCCCUUGUAUGCCAAUUCGAAUUGUGAGGCAGCCACAGCUAGCGCCAAGGCCAAUUCCGCUAACCACAGCAGCAAAUUAAAGCGAGUCGAGCGGGAUUUCGUCAUAAAAUUCCGUGUGCAACGCACCGAAAUCGCUUGCCAAACGGAUCCAGAGCCGCCGACUGCACGUGCGGCAGUGAGCUACAACAAACGCAAUGUUGCUAUGAAUGCUUCGACAACAACAAAAACAGCACAACUGCAUCCAAUAAGUUUAAUAUUCUCAAAUGCAGCGAAAAAUUUGAGAGCAAACGCCGCAAACGAACUUGUCUACAGCGACACCGUGGAGGCGUUUACGCGCGCUAUGGCACACUUUCCGCCGCCGCAGGCGUCGUCUAGCAACCAUUCGGCUUGGUGGUCAAUGGGAGCUGAUGUCGGUGAUUCUCGGGCGGCUAGCAGCAACUGGAAUGUCUACCAAACACAGCCGAAGCUGCAGCAAAAUGCUAAAAACAAUAAUAAUAAUGAAGAUAACGCUAAUGAUGACGCUGGCUGUGAUGUGGUACAUUUCAAUGGCAGCAUUGAUGAGUUACCCGAUGGUAUGGCCACUCUCCAUGCAGAUGUAGAUAUGACAAGCUUAGAGCAGCAAUGGUCAAUGAAUGAGAUACGCAAGAAGUGCAAAGAAGCCGGUCACAUGGCUGCUGCUGAUGCUGUUGACGGCGGCGCCAUCGAGUCUGUUUGGGGCAUGUGUGCCGCCUGUAAUAAUGAAUUGAAAUCCAUACCGGCCAAUAGGCUAUUGCGCGACGAAUUGCAAGUGGAGGCCGACCAGAUAAUGAGCGAUUUGAAAUACAUGCAAGAUUUAUACAUAGGGCCCAAUGCUGCAGCUGAUGAUGCUGAUAAUAAUAAUGCUGAUAAUAAUAAUGCUGAUAAUAAUAAUGCUGAUAAUAAUAAUGCUGAUAAUAAUAAUGCUGAUAAUAACAAUGCUGAUAAUAAUAAUGCUGAGAAUGGAGCCGAUGAUCACCAAUGUGAUGGUGAGAGCGCCGCAGAGACUGUGACUAGCGACAGCGAUUGGUGCGCCGAAGAUAUAACUGCAGAUAUGGCGGAUGAGUGUGUCGUUAAUACAAGUUUGCAGAAUGCCAAUAAUAAUAAUGAACUAAAUGAAGAUCAUACAAUGCAGCAGGCAGACUCUCCGAAUCAAACUACUAACACUGUGGAGGGUGCUGCCAACAAUUCCAAUGAUUCCGAGACGUUUACGGUAAUACAAAAAGUAAAUCGUCUCAUCGCCGAACUAUUGCGACCCGACAACAAUGCUGAUGGCGUCAAACAAAUCAGCAAACAGAAUGCCAACGCUGCAUGUGCGAAAGUUAAUGAAUCACGUCAGGUGGAAGCUGAAGCAACACAAUUUAGCGGUAAUUUGUGGCACACUAAUAGCAAUGAGCGCAAUAUUUGGCAACUGAAUGCUGGCGACAACACAAAUAGCUUAAUUGUGGCUGGCGGUGGUGGUGUUCUAGGCAGAGGCGAUAGUGUUAGUGGUGGUGUCGGUGGUACUAUGCAUCCAAUACAACUUUUGCGCCAAUUCAAUGUGAAGCCAUUGGAGACUGCUGUAGCCAAUGUGCAUAACGUAUUCCCUUCAGCCGCUGCGGCUGAUGUAGAUAAAUACCACAGUCAAAUGAGUUGGGAGCACGAAAAUUUAGCUAGAAUUUGGCAGACAUCACCACCGUCACCACCACAGACACAAAGCGCCACUAUGACAAUAAAUGAUGCCAAACCACAAGCCGCAACCGAACAAAAAGUCGUAGACACCUAUGAACAGCAAGCGGAUAUCGCUGAGAAAAAUAUGCGCAAUUUACGCGCCAACGCAGAUGAGAGCGUGGAGACGGCCGCUGCCAAUUUACAAUUGACGCAAGAUUUUAAAAAGCAUAAGGAAAGCAAAGUGGCUGCAGCUCUAGCUAACGCCCAGCUAGUCGACUCGGCUUUAAAAUUUAAGGCAAUCACUCGCAAACGUCGUCAUUCGGCUUCACAAAAUUAUUUUCACGCGCAUUUAAAUAGCAGCGCUACGGCAGCUGUUGCCGCUGUCAAUAGCCUGGUUGGCGGUGGCGUCACACCAUUGCAAAACAACAACAACAAUGAGAUUGCCAAUCUAAAUAGUUAUACCUUGAAGUCGUUGCGUAACUCGCGCAAUGCCAAUGAGUUGAGUUUGCAGAAUUUUCUAAAUGCUUCGCUGCGUUUUGGUGCCGCUGCAGCCGUUGCCGUUGCCGCUUCUAACGCCAAGAAAUGUUCCGAUUUGGCCAAUAAUCUUUGUGGCGCAGAUUUUGCAUUCGGUUGCGAUUCAACUGCAACUGCGGCCGGUCGAAAUCAAACGAUCAUCACCUGCAAAUAUCAUUUGACUGCAAUUGAGCCGUUGGGUGUGCAGCAGCAAAAUCAUGACGGCGACAAUAACGAAUAUGGCUUGUUUACUGGCAAUGGCAUCGACGGCGAAGGCAAUACAGCGGCACCGCUCUCUAGCAUCCUCGACAAGAAUCCAUCUAUAUUGAAGCAUGUCACCAUGGUGUCACGUCCGUUGACGCGUUAAAAUGCUUCGCUCGUUUAAAACAAAUUUCAAGGUGCUGUGGCUCAGGAUUUUGUCGGAUGGAUUGGAGAAGUUAACAUUAGAAAAAAAUAUUCAAUUGAAACAAUAGAACUUUGGCAACAACAGUAUCAACGACAACAAAAUAGCAUUCACCACAUGGAAUCAGAAAAAGAAAAAUGAAACAUAAUUUACUAAAAAAAAAAUAAACAAAAAUCAGCAAAUCAAAUGGUGCAUAACGGUUGCAAAAUGCGCCAGGAGUAUCUUAAAAAAAUAGUAGCAACAACAAAAAAUAUAAAAACGAGAGAUAAUUCAUGUUAAUUUUCGUAAAUUUAGUUAGAUCAGCUUAUCGUUUAUGUGUAAAAUUUUAUUUAAUACCUUACUUAUAUACUUUCUUCUUUUUUGUUUGUUAAAUGUUGUAAAUUAUUCAUAUGCAUACAUACGUACUCUCAAACAUAUAAGGAACCGCGAUUUAUAUAAACAAUUAAUAACUUAAACACACAUAGAUACGAGAACACAUUGCAAAUUAUUCAAAUAUUUAUGUAUAUUAUCUAUGUUUAACGAUGAUUACUCAAGCAUUACAGCUGCAUAUAUCUUUUUUGACUUUUUUCAUUUACUUUCGUUAACUGUAUUUAUAUCCUUGCUUAACUUUAGUUUUUUCUCUUUUUAUAUAAUUUUUUUUUUGUUUUGAGUCAACUGUAUUAUCAAACUCUUAAAUAUUACGUUUCCAAAUUUAAUUUAAAACUACAAAAAAAAAAUUAAAAACAAAAAAAUGUUGAAUGCAACAAAAAUUAAAAAAAAAAAAAUUAAAUGUAUAGAAGAACACAUAUAUACACGAAAAGCAAAACUGCAAAAAUGUAAAAAAAAAAUAUAAUAUGAACAUGUAUGUAUGAGAUCCCAAAAAAUAUUCAUGUUAAAUUUUAGCUGCAUGUGAAAAAGAAGCAGUAAUAACGUAAACAAAAAUUAAUGUUUGCAUUCCUUAUAGUUUCGUUGUUAGCCAACAACAAUGGCGGCGACGUAUAUGCAACAUUAUCUAAAAAAAACCGGGUUCUUUAGCGAAACUUAUACAAAUUUGCAACACCCCAUAUUCACUUAGUGCAAAAAUUACGCGAAACUAAUGGAAAUUGAACCUAACGUCGUAGCAGAACAGCACCUAAAAGGAAACCCGUCCCAAAAAAAACCGAAAAAUUUAAUAAAAAUAAUAAUACAAAAUGAUAUGAAUGAUAUAUAAAAUGGUCUACCGCAUUGAAUGUGCACCGCGUUAAAUAACUAAUUAGUCAAAAUCUCACUUUCUUUUUCUUUUAACUUCAGUUAAAUUCACACAUUUUUCAUAUACGUUUCAGCAUUUUCUCUAUCAAGCAAUAAAAUUAUAUGUACAUACGUACCGAGCACUGUUUUUUUUAUCAAGUGCCACCAAAAGCCUACACGGCAAUUUUGUGUUGCGAUACACGAUUCAAGAUUCAACAAGUUUAAUCUUCCACUUGUGUGGCAAAGUAAAUACUUUUUUAAAAUUUUCAGUCACUUAACCUCAAAAUAGUUAAUUCAUAUUUUUUUUUAUAAUUUCGUUCUCUUGAUCUUUCUUUCGAUUUUACAUUCUUGCACAUUCAAUAACGGUGAAUAUCACAUAAAACUCAUCGACAACAAAUAAAAGGUCCACCCCCGCGCGAAGUGUGUGCAAAGUGUUGUAACACACAUAACCCUUUCCAAACACACACAGCCACCACUUUAAAUGACUUUAGUUGGAUUUGGCGUAGCAAUAUUUAGACAGAGAUCAGGUGCAAAUUAAAAACACGUUGCACCUUUUUGUUGUUAGGCAAAAUAAAGAAGAACCAAUGUUGAGUUUAUUUGUAUUAUGAAAAAAAAAUGUAAUAAAGAGAACCACUUAAGGUUCGCGAAAAAAAAAAACAAAAAGCAAACCAAAAAUGCGCUCAUUUAUUUAUUUAUUACAAAAUUUGAAAAGUGAAAAAAUUUUAAGAAAAAAAUUAUGGUGAAGUUAGAAAUAUUUCGCAGACACACAAACAGACAAGGCAUUGCAAAGAAAGUUCGCGUAUUUUGUCUUACUUCAAUAUCCACGCCUACAUACAUACGAUAUAUAGUAUGUGUAUAUGUGUGGGUAUAACAAUUAAAGUGCAAGCCUGGUUUUAGCUGUUGCAUUCACUAGAACUACGAAAAUUUAUUUUUGGCCAAUUAUAGAACACGUCUUGUUAUUAAAAUCUAUUUAAAGUCUCCUGCUGGGCACAUAACUCGAAAAAUGUGCUCUAUAUCAAUAGCAGUAAAACUAAUUGAUGAAGAUAUGCAGCAAAAAUGCUGAGACUGGUAUAAAGCUAUACCAUUUCCAGAAGAAUGAACACAGACACAUAAAUACACAUGCGCUUGCGCUAAUAUUGGCGACGCAUGUUUAGUGCAAUGCAGUUAAUUAUAUAAUUUGUUGGUACAUUUUUUUUUUGUUUUCUAUAUACAAAUUGCAUACACAUACAUACAUGUAUGUAUUCAAAUGUAAUAUUAAUAAUAUUAAUUUUUAAAGUUAUUCACUGUUCGAUUUUCUGUUAAUAUAUUUGCGUUGCUUUUGUUAAAUAUUUCUAUGGCUAUUCCUGUCGUUUGUUUGUUUUACUAGUUUUCUUUGUUAAACUGUCGAGUACAACUCUGCGUUUGUGUUUACUUGAAUUAUUUACACAAAAUAUUACAAAACAUGCCAACACAUUGUAAAAACUAUAUAUUUUGCAUAUAAAUGCAGCAGUACCGUUAUGUAAAAGAAAAUAUAAUAUAAAAAAUUUACAAAAUAUAUGUGUGCAACAAAAAUAAUUAUCUAUGGAACUAUGACUAUUAGCCCCCAUAUUUAAAAAUAAACCUUAUUUGCUUGAAGAGUAAAAUUUGCUUUGCAUGAAGCACAAUAUAUCUUAUUAUAAAAUUCUAGUGCAAAAAAUAUUCAGAGAGUGCACCCCUUUUAUUUCUUUAUUUUUUUUUUUGUUUUUUAUUGCGUUUGGAAGCACUCGUAUUUAAGCCGUUAUUUGCGUUAAUACAAAUCCAAAUAUUAUAACAAAUUAACGCACACACGCAGAGAAAAGUGUGUAUUUGCGAAAUUAAAGUAAACAAAAUUGUAAUUACUUUUAAUUAAUUAUAACAAAUGAUAAAAUAUUUAUAAUUAUAUGAUUUUUUUUUGUUGGUUUUUGAAAGCAUUGGCAAAACAUUCAAGAAUUUUGCUUUAAAAUAUUAUGUAUGAAAUAAGGCGAAAGAAAUUGCAGCAAAAAUUGGUAAAAUGCUGCAAAUUAUAAAAACAAAAAGGUGAACAUUUGUAAACAGAAACAAAAAUAACUGAACAAUUUAAUUAUAGUAGUAAAAGUAUUUAAUUAAGUAACUACUAUAAUUACUAAACAUAAUUUCAUCGAAAGUGCGCACUGUAUUUUGUUUUACAACAACAACAUUAUAUUGUAAUGUAGGAACAAAUUUCAUAGGUAUAUAUAUAGAAAGGUUUAUGUAUAGUGUUAGUCAAAUAUUAUAUGUAUGUAAAGCGCUGUGUGAACGGAUUUGUGUGUAAACAGUGCAAAGUAUGUAAAACGUUUAGUAAAAGUAAUGAAAGCGCAACUACAAACACAUACAAAUAGUAAUGUAUACAAGCACACACACACACACACAAUACAACUCAUACGCAAACAUUUCCAUUAAAAUUACGAGGGCGUGGCUGGCUGCAUUGCAUACUUGUUUAAGAAAUAGUAUGCACCAUUUGUUUCGACUCGUGUAUUCUACGCUACGCCUUUGUAAUUAACACUACACUCAAUCAUAACCUCAGUUUUCAGUAGUUUCAUGCCCACAUUAUAGAAAUGCAUUAUAUAAUGUGACACUUUACUACCCCGCAGAGCUAAAGCCUACAAUAUAUAACAUUACAUUAGUCAAAACCAUAAAAUAGUUUAUAACUGGCUAUAAUAAUAUAAUUUAAAAAUAUUUAAAGAAAUAGUUUCACUUCAGUUAAUACAAAAUAGUAUGAUUUCUAAUAGCAAACAAAAAAUAACCGAUUUAUAAACAAGUUAGCUAAUUUUGUUGUAUAUUUUUCAGUUAAUUGUAUUAUUACCGUUAUAUAUAAUGUAUAUUUAUACAAUAUGAUAAAAUAAUUAUUUAACAUAUUUUUUCACCCAACGAAGCGCACGUUAUAUUUUUUUUUUAUUCAAAAAUUAUUUUUUCCUUAUCUUAAAACGCGUUAAUUCGAAAAUAUAUUUUCACUUCAAACAUUUCAAAAUUAAAUUUUGUAAUAUGUACAUAUAUUCUGCAAACCAUACAACAAAAAGUUUGCAGCAACAGUACUGUACUAUACAUACAGUACACCUAUACAAGAAUGUAUUCCAAACUUAGUCACUUUCAGCAGCUGAAAAUAAUUUGUACGAAUUUGCUGCUUGAAAACUAUUAAAAUUGCCAUUUAAAAUUCCAGUGCGCUCAUAAACAAAUACUUUUUUGUGCCUACAAAUGUAAAAAAAAGUUUCAGUUAGGUUAUAUGUAGUUGUUGUUGUUAUGACAAAAAAAAAACGCGAUCCAAUUAAUUUUUAGCUUUGCUGCCGUAGCUCAUAUAAAGUCCAUAUUGACAUAUAACUGACCGUUUUAGCGAUUUAAUCCCGCUAUUCAUGAAAACAGACCACAUUUUUCGGACGCAUUCUUACGAAUUUUGUAAGCUCGUUUUUGGCCACUAUUUUUUGUAGGCACACAUUUUGUUAACAAUAUUUUGCUUUACUAAGCUUUCCAAAUAUUUAUACGACUUUCAUUUUUACAAAUCGCAACUGUAUAUAUACAUAUAUAUAUAAUUUAUGAAAAAUACCGUUAAAAUGCAUGACGGCAAACACGAAGCUUUUAAUGAGUAUUUCGAAAAACAUGAUAAUAUGGAAGUUUCCAAUAAAUAUUUUGCAAAACAAAAAUCGAAAGCUGAGAAAUAGAAGGAAAAGCAAAAACAAACCAAUAGCAAAAAGAAAAAGUUGUCGAAUAAAGCAAUUUUGUGUAAAUUACUGUAAAAAAAAGAGCAAAAUUCAGCUGAACAUCUAUAGUAAGACUUUGUAAUUAAGCUUUUGAGUUGUAACAAAAUGACAUAACCUAAAAAUAACAGCACUUGAACUGUGUCAAGAGUCAAACAUGGCAUUUUCGGCUAAACAGCGGAGUUCCAACCAAAAAUAUUUGGCUUUUAGUUGACACAUUUGGGUAUUUGCAACGAUUUUUUGCUAUAAAAGCUUGGCAAAAUGACAAAGUCAACUAAAAACUGACUAUUUUCGGGUUAAAAGUUGUUUAGCAAAAAUCAAAGUAAUAGUGUGCGCCUAAGAAGUCAAAAAAAUCGACUGUUACAAUUUUUAAGCGUUAGUUUUCAUUUUAUGCAAAAUCUAUGUAAAAGUCACUUAUAAUACAUAUGUAUGUAUAUGAGCAACUCAACUAUAGAAUUGCAGUUUAUUUACUAACUGAAGUAAACUAAAAUUUUCAUCAAAAAAAAUGUUGUUUGCGAAAAAAACUUUAGAAAAGCAAACCACAAGUAUUGAAAAUUAAGCAAUUAUAAUAAGCGCGUAUGUUUGUGGAAGCGAUAGCAAGAAGAUGCAAAGAACAAAUGAAAGUAAGACAAGAUUGCUCCGCGUAUGAAAGGAAAUUUUAGAAAAACAAGUAAAGUUACGAAGUUAUAUAAGAGAAACAUACCAAGUGUUCACUGCUAGAGCGGCAGCCGUUAGUGAGAGGAAAUACGGGAAAUGAAUGUAUGUAUGCAAGUAGUAAGCGAUUGUGUGACUGAGCAAACAAGAAAAAAAUAUUUUAUUUUUUUGCUUUACUUUAAAUAGGAAUUGUAAAUAAUGAAUAUUAAACGCUAUUCUACUAAACUAGUUUACUAUCAGUGAAGUACAGGAAAAUUACGAAUUACGGUAAAGUUGUACAAGCAAGCAUAGUGUAAAAGAAAUGUCAAGAGAAUAUGAAAAUGCAAAAAAUGCAAGCAAAACAAACACAUGAAACAAAUAAAGUUUAAUGAAAAGAAACAAAUUAAAUAAAUUCAAGUAAAUCAUUAAAUAAAAAUGGCGUACGGAUAUGGAAAUUUGUUAAAGGAAUAUCCGGCGCAAAGAAAUAAUUAGGCUACUAAUUUCUGUAUGCAUAUGUAACUAAGUGUAAAUGCUAAUAGACAAACAUACAACAAACAAUAAAUAUGUAUAAAGGGUGUAUCGCCAAGUAGUGGGCGCGUCCUGCAUAAACAAAUUGUGAAAAUAAUUAUGAAAAGCGUGCGAAAUUUGUAAAAGAAAAAUUUGUUUUAAAUUGCAAGUGUGCAAAUAAUUGCAGUGCUGAUAUAUGUACAUACGAAUAAACAUUGUAUAAUACAUAAUACAUACAAAUAUUGAUUUAAUAUUUAGCUGCAACUGUAAUUUAAAAUGUUUGCCAAAAAUUGGUGUCAAGUGAAGCAAGAAAAUGCAAAAAAAAACAACAAUUUGUUAAUUUUUGUAUUUUAUUUCCCACAGGCAAAAAAUAUCUAUUGGUUGAUUUAAACACAUAUAUUAAUUAUAGUAGCAGUAAAAAAAUAUCAUUUAACCAAAAAACAUUAUUUUGAGUAAUUGUAAACCUGCUCAUUAACUCCGUUGUAAAAUAUGCGAUAUGUUUGUAAUUAUAUUUUGAAAAAGCACUUUUAGCAGAACAAAAACGGAAUAUUGUUGCUACUCCAUGAAAAGUAAUGUCUAAGAAGGAUAGAAAUUGUACUUUUUGUUCUAGUAAACAAAUAAAUAACAUAAAAUCAAGUAAUAAUACGGCUAGACAAGACAACUUUAGUUCUUAAGUAAAAAUGCUAAAUGUUCAGCAAAGGUAUACUAUAUUUUUGCACAAAAAGCAAAACAAAAAAAUCCGAAUUGUUUUGUAAAACAGUGCGUUGGUUGGACUAAAGUGUUUAUAUAGAAACAGAAAAAAUAAAAAAAGUUAGUUUGGCAAGAAUAUGAUUUAAAUAAUUGUUGUAAAUCCAAAAAUAAAAUUUAACGAACAAAAAAAUUUAAAAUUUAUCUUAUAAAUUUUUGUAAAGAAAAUUUAAAUUUACGUUACAGAUUUUUUGCAACUUUUUUAACAAGGAAAUAUAGUUUUUUUCGUUGCAACUUUUUAAACCAAAUACAACUUCUUAAUUUUCAAAUAUUUAUCUUAAUCAAAAGUCCAUCAACCGCACCGUUGUAGUUAUAAUUUUGUCCAAAAAAAAAAAUAUAUGAAAAAAUUACCAAUUUUCAUUACGAAAAAAAAAACAAAAAUGAUAAUUAAAAAAAAUUAUUAAAAACACAAAUACACAAUUUGUGUGUUUGCAAGGUAAGAAGUAAGGUUUUUGUGCCUUUUUCAAAAAAAAAAAAAAAAAUGCAAAAAAGUAUAAAUGUAAUAAAGAAAAACAAGAAGGAAUGCAAAAUGCACCAAAUUAACGCGGAAGUUGAACAACAAGAGGCGCAAAAUAAAAUAAGACACAACUACAAAAAUUUAAAUAUAGUUGUGUGAAUGAAAAAUUUAAUAAUAAUUAAAUUCUCAAAAAAAAAAAUAAUAAUAAUAAUUAAACAAUAAUGCAAACAUUUUCUUCUGCAUAAAAGUCUGACUACGGGUCGAAAACAGCUAAACUUUGGCUGUACAAGCAGUAAAAAUAGCAUUGAAAGAAAAGUAAAAAAUACAAAAAAAAAUAUUGCACUUGCAAUUGAUAAUGUCAUAAUAAAAUACAUAAUAACAUAAAAAUUUAUAACGAAAACAACUGAAUUACAAUAGUUAGCUAUUAUAAUAAUAAUUUUACAAUGGUAAGACUAAAUAAAAAAGAACAACAUAAACAAAUAAUAAUUGAAAACGUAAUAUAAAAAAAUGCUCACAUUAUUAACUGCAAGUUGGCAAAAAAAAAAAUCCUCAUAUCUAUUAGUUUAAUUAGUUUCUUUACACCUUCUCAGUUUUCUCCCAUUAUUGAGCUUUCGACUUCAGAAAAAAAUACAAAAAAACUAAAUUUAAUUAUGUGUUACUGUAGAUUCUCUUUCUAUAAUUUAAAUAUAUAAUACAUAUAGAGAUCAGUAAUAAGGUUUUCUUUUCAAUUAAUUUCAUAAAAAGUAAACAAAAACAGCUUCAUAACAUAAAAUUAAAAAAAUUGAAUAAGCAAAUUAAUAUAAAAAUACAAAAGAAAGAAGUCAAAAAGUAUGUAUGGAAGAGUAAGCAAGACCCAAUCGCAUGUGUAGAACGUCUGAUCCCAGUCAAAAUUUCUGUGGAAUACCAGUAAAGCGUAAAUUUGAAACCAAUGUAAUAAAUAAUACCAAACACAAAAAUGUACUACCCUCCCCCCC